AGUGCCGCCACUUCGCAGUACACCGUGAGUCAGCCGACGGCGACGCCAGUUCGCCCACCAGCACAACGCCGAAGUCACCCAGCAGCCGCGCACCAACGGAGAAGCGCCGAAGUCACCCAGCAGCCGCGCACUAACGGAGAAGCGCCGAAGUCACCCGGCAGCCGCGCUCCAACGGGGAGCGCCAGCAGUCUACGCGUCAGUAACGGAGCUGUGGUCGUGAACGCACAGCUACAAACGAAUAGCGCUCGACUUGUGGAUAGGCGACUACACAAGGCUUGGCUAUUCAAGGGUAGAGCGCCGCCACGCCACAGUCCACCGCGAACACGCGCGACAGCGACGCCCGAUCGUGGGAUAACAGUGCGCUGGCAUAGCAGAGCGCCGACAUCGCACAGAAGCAGAGGGCCGGCAUAGUAACGCCGACGUCACAUACUAGCAAA
This is a messenger RNA of Rhagoletis zephyria (snowberry fruit fly), 437 nucleotides long. RefSeq lists its product as uncharacterized. The record is from RefSeq and is a predicted model, not a curated record. NCBI's taxonomy places the organism in Eukaryota, Metazoa, Arthropoda, Insecta, Diptera, Tephritidae.